AUGGCCAUGGAUGAUGAUGAUGGGCUUAUGCUCGUAAACUUUUCAACAAGUGUUGACAACAAUGCAAGUUCUUCUAAACAAAUAAAGGUGACAGGAGGUAAAUGGAAAGACCGUCGAAAGUUAAAAUUAAAGCUUGAAGGCCGAGAAAGGCGGAACAAGAGGCCUUUAGAUGUUAAAGAAGAUCAAAUUGAGGUAUCUGGUGGUUUUGCAACCAAAAAACCUCAUUUAGAGGACACUCUGGCUAAAGAGAAAUCUGUUAAGAGCCAACCCAUUCAGAUAAAUUCUCAAAUAGUCUCCUCACUUUUUACUUCCAACAGACAGAUCAAUACAUCAGUGAACAGCAAUGAGCGCGAUGGGUCGGCAGAAGUGAAUCCUUCGAACGCGCCUAUGAUGCGGGACUCAUUUGAAGCUCUUGGCAUUAGCUUGCCGUUGGUAAGCCAUCUAAAAAAUGUGCUAAAGGUGGAAAAGCCAAUGAAGAUCCAAAUGCUGGCUAUUCCGGAGCUGCUAAAAGCCAAUAAUGACUUGUUUAUUCAUGCUCAGACGGGUUCUGGUAAGACUUUGGCUUUUAUGCUGCCGAUUCUGCAGACGAUCCUUUCUAUGGAGGAACGCAUAGACAGGAAGAGUGGUUGUUUUGCGAUGAUUAUUGCACCUACCAGAGAGUUGGCGCAGCAGAUGUUUGCCGUUGCUAGUCCCUUGAUGCAGUUUUGCCACUAUCUGGUGCCUUGCUUGCUUAUUGGUGGUGAGAGAAAGAAGUCAGAGAAAGCGAGGCUUAGAAAGGGCUGUAACUUCAUCAUAGGGACACCAGGUCGUAUCUUGGACCAUCUACAGAACACCAAGAGUAUCCGUCGCGAUCUAGCACUGUCAUUGCGGUACCUGGUGCUUGACGAAGGUGACAAGCUGAUGGAAUUGGGUUUCGAGAAGACCAUUAAUGAGAUCCUAGAUAUUAUUCACGAUGUACCUUGUGACAACUCGCGAUUCGCAAAGUUGCCUACCAGAAUUACCCAUGUCCUCUGUAGUGCGACAAGAAAAGGUCAUGUCAAUAAGCUCGGCAACAUUGUGCUAAAAGACCAUAAGGUCAUCAGCAGUGGUCAACUACUUGAGGAAAUGAGCACCGCGCCAGACCAGCUGCUACAGCAUAUAACGGUGGUACCACCCAAGCUAAGACUCGUCACGCUAGCAGGGUUAUUGAAUAAUCUCACCGUCAAAUAUCAGCGCAAAACCUGUCGCACAAUAAUAUUUCUAUCCUGUUCCGAUAGCGUUGACUUUCACUACGAAGCUUUCUCUGCAAGCGGCCGUUUUGCUAGCUUGGCUGGUGACACUGUCCGAAAACUUACGCGAGGCAAUGAUCUAUUUCCGUCCUUUGCCGAUGAUGCUGAUCCCAACGUAAUAAUGUACAAGCUGCAUGGUUCUCUUUCACAGCAAACUCGUACAGCUACUCUGAAACAUUUCUCCACCGAUAAUGACACUACAAACGGUAAUCAUCUUAUCCUGUUCUGUACUGACGUGGCCUCCAGAGGCUUGGAUCUACCCAGCUUGAGCACAGUUAUAGAAUUGGAUCCACCCUUCGCUGUAGAGGACCAUUUACACAGAGUAGGAAGAACAGCCAGAGCCGGUGUCAGUGGUCAGGCAUUCCUGUUCUUACUACCUGGCGAAGAGGAGGGCUACAUGGAUUACAUAAAGCCCCUCCACCCAAGGGGUUGGAAAUUACUUCACUACGAUACCGACAUUCUCCAUCCUGCCUUCCAAGGCACAAGGGUCCAGCGAACUGACAGAAGGUCCGUGGCCGACCCCGCUAUUAUUACCAACUGGGACAGUAACGCCACUACGUGGCAUCUAAAUAUAGAAAGAAGAGCCUUAGACGAUCCCGUAUUUAAGCAGCAGGCAACCAAGGCCUACACAAGCCAUCUGAGAGCUUACACAACUCAUAUCUCGAAGGAAAAGGUUUAUUUCAACCUAAAAUACCUUCAUUUAGGCCACAUUGCGAAAUCCUUCGCACUAAGAGAAAGACCUAAGGCCAUGUCAUCACUCCAACCCAUUGACCAAGCCUCAGCCUCGAAGUUACCCAAAGAAGACACCAGAUCUAAGAUGAUGCGCAUAGCUCGUAAUACAGUGAAGCAGAGCUCUUUCGAGUUUAAUUACUAA
Eremothecium sinecaudum is the source of this 2142-nucleotide messenger RNA. It is a transcript of the gene DBP7, whose product is annotated as putative ATP-dependent RNA helicase. The transcript has a single exon. Gene Ontology annotation, cellular component: nucleus. Gene Ontology annotation, biological process: ribosome biogenesis. NCBI's taxonomy places the organism in Eukaryota, Fungi, Ascomycota, Saccharomycetes, Saccharomycetales, Saccharomycetaceae. The record is from RefSeq and is a predicted model, not a curated record. Bases 1 to 2142 code for a protein of 713 amino acids. Gene Ontology annotation, molecular function: ATP binding; nucleic acid binding.